Messenger RNA from Zonotrichia leucophrys gambelii, 5283 nucleotides. RefSeq names its product RAB11B, member RAS oncogene family (gene RAB11B). The transcript has 5 exons. Bases 118 to 774 code for a protein of 218 amino acids. Gene Ontology annotation, cellular component: Golgi apparatus; recycling endosome. Gene Ontology annotation, biological process: regulated exocytosis; constitutive secretory pathway. Gene Ontology annotation, molecular function: GTP binding; GTPase activity. NCBI's taxonomy places the organism in Eukaryota, Metazoa, Chordata, Aves, Passeriformes, Passerellidae. The record is from RefSeq and is a predicted model, not a curated record.
CACAGCGCCCGCCUCCUGCGGUCUCUGGCGGGCGCUGAUUGGGUGGUGCGGGAGCGCCCCUCCCCGGCUGGGCCGCGGUCGGUGCCGGGCAGGCAGAGGGUCGGCGCCGCCAUCGCCAUGGGCACCCGCGACGACGAGUACGACUAUCUGUUCAAAGUUGUGUUGAUUGGAGACUCUGGAGUUGGGAAAAGUAAUCUUCUGUCCCGUUUCACACGCAAUGAGUUCAAUCUGGAAAGCAAGAGCACCAUUGGGGUGGAAUUUGCCACCAGGAGCAUCCAGGUGGACGGGAAGACGAUAAAAGCCCAGAUCUGGGACACUGCGGGCCAGGAGCGAUACCGAGCCAUCACCUCAGCGUACUACCGCGGUGCUGUUGGGGCUCUGCUCGUCUAUGACAUCGCCAAACACCUCACCUACGAGAACGUGGAGCGCUGGCUGAAGGAGCUGCGGGACCACGCCGACAACAACAUCGUCAUCAUGCUGGUGGGCAACAAGAGCGACCUGCGCCACCUGCGGGCCGUGCCCACUGACGAGGCCCGGGCCUUCGCAGAAAAAAAUAAUUUAUCUUUUAUUGAAACAUCUGCUCUGGACUCUACAAAUGUAGAAGAAGCCUUCAAGAACAUCCUUACAGAGAUCUACCGCAUCGUGUCGCAGAAGCAAAUCGCCGACCGGUCUGCGCACGAUGAGUCUCCAGGCAACAACGUGGUGGAUAUCAGCGUCCCGCCAACCACUGACGGACAGAAAUCCAACAAACUCCAGUGCUGUCAGAACCUGUGACCUUCUCUAGAUGACUCUUGUGCCCUCCACUUUGUCUGUGCUUCAUUUAGAAACUUGUGUGCACUUCCUAUCUCCUGUGAUUCAGUGACUCCCUCCCCCCUCCCUCCUUUAUUCCAUUCCCAAAUCUCCCCUCUCAUAUUAGAGCUUUAAUUGUAGGGCUAACAUCCUCCUGCCUCUGAAACCCCUUCCAUGUGGUGACUUCUGGGCUUGAAAUGUAGUCACUGAUCUGAUAGACAUGUUUGUGUUGGAAAAUCUGCUGCUGGAUAUUAUCCCAUGAAACACUCUUAUCAAAUAGGCUUUUUUUGGUUUUGCUAGGAUUUUUUCAGUUUGGUUUUGUUGUUGUUGUUAUUUUCUGGGAGGGGAACAAUGGGACUUGACUCUACCAGUUGAAGAAAUAACUCUAUUUAGGUGACAAGGUUUUUUCCUCCCAUAGUCAGAUAUCUCUUUUUCUUGUGUUUCUGUAAACAUGGGGGAGAAAUUAAACUAGCUAUCCUGCCAAAUGCUCUGUUUUCUGUCCUGAUGAAGUCUCACAGUGAGGAUUUUAGUGGCUGCACACACAUAAGAAAGCUGUUGAAAAUAACAUUACUUAUUCUGUAAUUACCCCUAAUACAGUUAGUCUGGCUGUGUAGUUUACUGUUUCCUGCUUGGGAAAUCUUUCUCUCUUCUUGUUUAUUUGGGAACAAUGAAAUAUGUCUGCAUUGCUUUCUCUGCCACCAUGAAUGCCUGUGCAGGCUUUAUGAAGUGGCGUAAUAUUUAUUCAUGGCUUAUGUUAAUCAGUUAACAUUAUUGUACAGUAAGUGCCAGCACAUUGAUUUCAGAAACCUUUUGCAGCCUGUACAAGUAGGCUUCUUUUGUACUGUAGGUCAGUGUCUGAAAGCAGGAUCUGCGCUAGUUCCAGGGGUUUUUUUUUGCAUGCUGCUUUUUCUCUAGAUCUCUCCUGCCCCUGUCUGAGUGAGUGAGGCAAUAUUUUCAUGUCACAUAUAUACCUGCACUUGUAAGGGUUUUGGUUGUUGUAGAGAAACACAAUACUUUAUACAUUUUGUAAAACUUCUUCAGAUUCAUAGUAUCUGGAACUUUCUCUUCAUGAUCUUUCACUAUUGACCUCUACUAAAAUGCAUAAUAUUAGGAUUUCACAUAAUAACUACUAAUCUGUUGUUUUCCUCUUACCGUUUUACUGAACUGCAGACUGUAACUCUUAAAUGAUUGUACUUCACUGAUGUAACAGAUUUGUCAUCGGCAGGGCUAACUACUAUAAUUCUUCGUUGUGCUGAAUGGGAAGAAUGUUACCACAACUUUGUGUAGUCAGUCUCUUGCUUGCUUGUGCAAAUCUCUGAUGGCUUUUCAUCACUCACUAGCUCUUGCACACUUGUAUCCCCUCCGGUAUCCGCUGAAUGUUCUGAUGGCAAAUACUGGGUGAAAUGAUCUAAAGGAGGAGCUGGAAAGCACCUGCUGCUCCCUGAAGGCUUGUGGCACCAUUUGCAGUGAGUUUUUGCUCUGUAUUCUGAGCCUGUACCUCACUGGAUGAAUCCCAGCUGCAUAUUAGUGAGUUGAUUUUUCUUUACUGAUACAAAGCAAAUAUGAAACUGUGAAUUGUGCUUGAAGAGGAAAUCUGACAUUCCAGUCUCAACUGUUCUGUCUGGUUACGUAAUAAAAUUAAGGGCAGUUAACUCUGAUGGUUUUUCUUUUAUAAGAUUUCCAGACCAAUGCCUUUAAUUUUGUACUGUAUGCACUGAGAGGGCUCCAGCUCACAGCACAGGAUGCACAUGGUGCUGGCACUUUCACUCUUCAGCUUUGUUUAGAGGUUCCCUUCAAGGUUCAAGGGUGCAUGCUUGCAGCCUGAUCCCAUUGAAUGAGGGUAUGAAUUCCUUGGUAGGCAUCACAGGGCUCUGUCCUAAGGGAGCUCCAGUUCAGGAAGCACUUUCAACACUUGGUAUUUGCUUCACUAGCAUUCUGUUGAGAGAAGGUGGGAACUGGGAUAUCUCCUUUUUGGAGGUCCAAGACCAGAACAUGAAAUGCAGUCAGUGUUCAGACAGCUGGCAAUGAGAGAAUGGAAAAUUGUGAAAUACUGAAAAUAUUUCAUUUGAGAACAAGUGGACACUGGUGGAGCUGGGCUCCUUAAUUUUUGAACAGACUUUAUAUAAAGAAAUCAGCUGGACAGCAUGAGGAGAAAUUGUACUGUUAAGAAGACUCAUUAGUUCAGCGUGAUGUAUUAACAUGCUUACUCUGCAAGUCCUGCUCUUAACAUGAAGUUUCUAGAAUCCGUUUGGCCUGGUGUGAGAAGCCAAUAAGCAGUUUAGUCACUUGCUUGUCUCUUCAAAGAUUUUCUUUAGUCUUUGACUUUGUGGAAGCCUUUAAACUUUGCUGCAGAGUCCCAGUGAAAGGUCAGUGUCUAGGGCUUAAGUGCAGUUAAAUUUAUGGGUAUUGAAGAGCUCUUGAACAACCCCAUUGUCCAAAGCCCCUGAGCACUGGUGGACCUUGGACCAUUCUGUUGUGUUGUGUGGCAGGGAGAGGCUCCUGCCCUUUGUGGGGCACGCAGGGCAGUGGGUGUGUGCCCACGGGCACCCAUGCAGCUCCUGAGAGCCCUGGAAUGGGCUGGGGGCUUUCACCUGCUGUGGUCCCUCCCUGUGAGACAAGGCUCUCCUCCAGGCUGCUGUGCUGCUCUCCAGGCAGAGCCACAGCCCCUCUGUGGGUCUGAGGUGCUCCUGCCCAGACUAAGCACAGGGCUGUGUGUGAGAAUUGAAAAAGGACAUUGGAUCAGUUCUGCCAGGCUAGGCCAUGUUCUGUGCACAGACUGGGGACAAGGCUUGUGAUCUGGGGUUCCUGGGGUCCUGAUGAAGCAUUGUGUGCUCCUUAGAAACUGCAUCCACACAACCCAGCCCACUACUGUGCUGGAAUUACUGAGGGGAAGACUUGGAGGAAUCCUGAGGAAGCUGGAAAUGCUGGAAGAGCUGUCUGACAUUCAGAGAAGCUCUGCAGUAGCCCAGACUCCUUAAGCAUGCUUUCCUGAUGUGGAAAUUAGAGAACUACAUGUAACCUCAACUUGACUGCUUCAUCCCACAGCUUUGCUGGCUGUGUGUCUCUCAGUAUUACUGUCAGGAAAAAAAAAGGUUACAGCUCUCUUCCAUCUGCCCCAAGGGAUUUGGGGGCCAAGUUUGGCUUUUGUAAAAUUCCUGAUAACAGGAAAGCUGCCUGUGAAAAGAAGGAAUGUGUGCUUUGCUUGCUUUACUUGGAUGUUGAGGCUGACUUUCCUUUAACUAUUGAAAACACUACAAAGCCCUGAGUACUGCACCUGUGUCAUAACACAACCACAGAGGCUCCUGCUGCUGUCUAGAACAGCUCCUUUAAUGCAGAAUUAGGCAGGAGUCUGUCAUGUUGCCUCUCCUCUUAGUGAUGGGGAGGGUGAAGGCUAAAAUGCAUACGUAAAAGAGUGACUUGGUCCUGAGCACACAAACAGUGAAUUUGUAAAAUGAAUUCCUUGGGCAGAUCAGAUCAAUCCAGCCUCUUUUCCUGCAAAGUCAUUGCUUCCAGACAGGGGAGUUAGUCUGGGAUCUUCACUGGAGCCUGCACAGAACAAGGAGGUUUGGUUCCUAGGAAAGUUUUAAAGCUCCAUAUUUGUAUAAAUAUAAAAAUCCAGUUGAUGACUUAUGGCUUGCUACUUAGUUACAAAGAUUUCAGUGUGUGCUCUGGAGGUCAGCUCUGUGGGGCCAGGGAUGCCCUGUUUGGGUGCUGUCCUGUGACUCCCUGCUGACCUCUUGUGUGAGCACAGAGCUCUUGGCUGGCCGUGGUGUGGCUUGGGCUGAGCCUUUAUUUGAACCAGUUACUUAACAAAAGCUGUUGGAAAAUUGUAGAGGAGGUAUUUUUGCUCCUGGUGCUUUGGUCCCUGCGUGCUGUGCUGCUCCACAAGGUGGGGUGGGAUCUGUUUCUAGUUGAGUCUUGCCGAGGCUUGGUGCUCAUUUCCCUUCCAAGCAGAAGGAAGAACUUGCUUAGAGGUUCUGGACUCCGUAGAAGAAAAGAAGAUCCCAGUGAAGUGGCUCAGUCACCUAGGGAAGAUUUUUUUCCUCCAUAAAAAACUAGAACAGUGUUAAAGGUAGGAGCUUGAAUUUCAGCUAAGGAAAAUCAGACAAUUGGAGGUUAAGACUAACUGUCCUUCAAGUAAAGCACAGUAAGUGGGGGCUGAAGGGUAGAUUCUCUUUACUUGCAGACUCUUAAAUGAAGUUGGUGAUUUAUGGAAUGUUUCCAUGGAAUGAGUAUCUCCAGGGCUGCACUGUUUCAAUAAAUAACAGCAAUUCCUAUUUUACACUGAUCAGAUAAUGCAUGGUAGUGUUGACUGUCAGGCUUUGUAGGCUAUAAAUAGUAGUGGGCCUUUAUGCAACCCAGAAGAGAGGUUCCUUUCAUUUACUUUUAUUCCUGGUUCCUGUGUUAAGUGCAAUUCACUUUGUAAAUAAACACACCACUCGAUUUUUGUGCAUGGUUAUGAUGUAUUGUGGAUAUAAAGAUUGCCAAAUCAUA